AUGGUCCCUCAAAAACUGCCCGCACUGCCUGACGAUUUACAUUCACUACAGCUGGAUUCCAUCCCGGGGGACCAUAUCCAGAGACCCUUAGACCUUUCGCCUACUGUUUCGCCGAUACUUGAAGCUCAAAGUCGGGCAAGCCUAAGUAGUUUCUGUGUCUCACCUAUCCGGGAUGAAGACCAUUUCCCGGAGGAUGCGCGACAGGAGACUAGGAUACCAUCAUCGUCACCUCCUAUUCCCCAGGCAGACUAUGAUGGCACACCCGCUCAUUCCCGGGUUCAACCUGUCCAACCUCCCCAGCAUUAUCAGGAUUCUAGACGAUUUAUCUCUGGCAAAUUGACACGCUGGGAUAAUUUUGCGGCCGAACCGAAUGACUUUGGGAUAGCUAGCCAGGUUGAUACCCGCAACACCUCUUUUUACAAAGCCUCCGGGGCUCCUGCCUUCGGGGCUCCUACGUCCAACCGGAGCCAAGGCUUCAAUCCCAAGAAGACUCUCAACGCAGCUCGACACCGGAUCAGCAGUUUUUCGAAGCACGAGGAUCUUUCACAAAAGGUAUCCAGAAGUAGAUCGACAUCACGUGUAUUUCCAGUGGAGGAGCAUUCCAGCAAGCGCAACGGCAACGGUGCGCUAAAGAUGAGUCCCCAGCUCGACAACUUUAGCUUCGCUCCUACAACUGUAACCACUAUCACCGCCGGUGGUCCAGUGUCAUUUCCCCGAAGACCGGUAACAGAGCACGCGCCAAUCCGCCUGCCGGAGGAGGACAAGCCACUACUCCAUUUCGACAACGAUUUCGGCGACCUGAUGCUCACGAGUGAUGAGUCCAGGAGCCGUUUCAGUGCAACUACAUACACAGCCACCGAACCCGGAAGUCAAGAUGCAAGUCCGCGGGAGAGUUUGCAGCUCGAAACCCGAUCGACAGACGAUGUAUCGAUAUCCUCUAUCAUGGCCCGCCGUCGCCCAGUCCCACCCGGCGUGACGACUUCGACCAAGCCCGCCCGAAAGCCCACUCCAUCCCAGGUCGAACAACCUGUCGGGCAGAUGCCCGCGCGGUCGCUUUCGCCCCCACCCGAGGUGCCACUAGACGCGCAGGGCCGCAUCAAAGCAAUGGAGACCAAGAGGGACAAUCUUGCUCAGCGCAAAUAUAGUUUGGAGACGUUGAUCGCUGAAUUGAGUAAGGCCAUUCAGCCUACCUCAGCUGCGUAUGAUCUGGCUGCGAAAGCCGAGGUCCAGAAAAGCAUCAAUGACAUCGAAGGCGAGAUUGCGGAUAUCAAGAAAGAAGAGCACGAUCUUGGGAUGAAGAUUGCUCGAGCGUGGCGUCGCUUGGACGAGAAGGAGAACUCUGGCGAUGGCAACAAUCUCUGGGUCAAGCGAGUCACUAGUUAG
Penicillium digitatum Pd1 is the source of this 1383-nucleotide messenger RNA. RefSeq lists its product as uncharacterized. The record is from RefSeq and is a predicted model, not a curated record. NCBI's taxonomy places the organism in Eukaryota, Fungi, Ascomycota, Eurotiomycetes, Eurotiales, Aspergillaceae.